CGUUCAAAUGAUCCCAGAUUGCAAUGACUAUUUCACGAUAGCUCGUAGAUGCUUUAAGGUGUGAAUUGUUUCCGCAGGUGAAGUUGGAUUGACAGUUAUCGAUCAAACAAAGUCACGGACAAAAGUAGCUUCUAAAGUCUGUUUGGGCUAUGACACAUUGCUGAAGAGAUAAUGGAGCCAACAGACCAUGCCACAGAAGCCGACCCCCUGAAGAGGGAGGAGGAUGGGGUUGAGGGUGGUGGAACGGCACCACCAGCGCAGACCAAGAAGAAGAGUUUGGGUCUGGCCAAGUUGUCCCACUGGAGGACGGCUGCCUUCUUCCUCUCCCUCUUCCUCUGCCUCAUCAUCGUCUUCGCCUUCUCUUUCAUCAUCCCCUGUCCCGUCCGUCCGCAAUAUCUCACCUUCUGGAACCGCACCUUCCCCCAUGCAGCCACCUAUGAUUUCCUGGCCAUUGAAGAUGCAAGCAAAGACAAAGUGAUGGACGUGUUGUUUAUCCUGAAGGCCCAGGAGGGCAGUCAGAACGUUAGUUGUUUUGCUGAAGGUCUGGACACACCUUGUGUGUUUGUGUCGGCGGUAGCAGGGACCAACGGGGAGACUCUGUGGGAGCGGCCCUUGGCCCCUGAGUUCCACUGGGCCCAGUGUGGUCUGGACGGCCUUGGAGGAACCGACAGGGGCUGCCUGCUGUCUCACUCCAACCAGCUCACUGCCAUCAACAAAUACACUGGAGUGGUGACGUGGGCGCGGCCCCAGCCUCCCAACCUGAGGAGUACCUUACCGGUCCUCAGUGUCUCAGACCUGGAUGGGGACGGGGUAAGCGACGUGGCUCUGGUGGCGCCCAACCCAACGCAGACACAGCUGACGAUCCUCUCAGGGAAGACCGGUGUCCAGAUUGGCUCAGAGGUGGUUCUUGACACAGCUGAGUGUGCCAUGCAUCUACUCCACUCCACAGGGAAAGGCUCCAACUAUGUACUGCUCCAGAAAGACUCGGGAUUGUAUGGCCUGGCCCUGUGGAGGAUUGCAGCCCAGGCUAAGGCAGGCAUGGAAAUAAGCCUCAAGAAGGACAAGCACUGGGAGCGCAAAGCCAAUGACUCCUCUGGCCUUGUAUCAAUCUAUGAAUCUGGGACAUUGAGAUAUGUGUUAAGGACAGGGAAGGCAGAGGGUCCCUCCAACCUGCUAUUGGUCACUGGGGGCAGUGUGGUGCUGAUAGAUGGUGACAGUCUGAACUUACUGUGGAGAGUCAACACCAGCACAGUCCUCAGCGAGCCUUCUUUUGGCCACUUCAACAAAGAUGGCACACUCGACAUAGUGAUCGAGGAGGACAUUGGCAACCACAUUAAAAGGGUGGUGAUCCUGGACGGAAACACUGGAGGCACAGUGUGGGAGGUCAACCUACUGGCCAGCCCCAACUCACCCAAGCCAGCCUCAGUCAACACCAUCAACUCCUUCUCUGUGUUCAUGUUCUGGGGGCUGAUGCCCUCCGAGGCCAACGCUACUAGGGAUUUGAGUGAGGAGCGGCGCUCCUACAUGCUGUAUCCCCACUACUCCUCAGUUCUCCUGGAGAAGAGCAACGUCAUGGACCACAUCAUCGCGUUUAAAGCCACUCUGUUGGAGCGGGGGCGCCACGCCUGCUACAUCAUGUUGACGGGGCCCGAGGGGGAGGGGGCCGAGGGGACAGUGGACCUUAGCAAGCGCAAACUGAAACAGGACGUCACCGACAGCCGGGUCCUCCGCCUGGGCUCCAUAAGCAGCAAAGACACUAACGAGGACAUCAAAGAGGCCUUCCAGAGACUGCGUUUCAGCGAUGAGUGACAGGCCACUGUUACCAUGACAACAUUGCUGCUGAUAUCAAAACUGUGUUACAAUAGAUAUGACAACCGUUACUGCUGACAAUCAACCAACUGUGUAGCUAUGGUUACCUUAAAGCUGACUACUAAACCUUCUUCUGCUGACCUUGUAUUCCAACUGUCCCAUCAUGACAAUCAGAUUAAUUUAGCUCAGUUUUCUUAGCGUGGAAAUAGGCAAGGUAGAGGCAGAUGUGGCUUUGGGUCGAUGCAACCAAUAACUGCCCUAAUCACAGAAGACUGCCAGGGUAUACCAACCAGGCAAUAUGGUAUUAUCAGGUACUGUAUCUGAAUUCAUUUAUGCACAACUAGUAGGCUACUGUGUGGGAUAGUUUUUAGAUACCUUUGCUGUAGCAACUUCAGCCUAUGUAAAGGUGGCCAAAGUGACUAAGCGUUUAUGUUAUGCAACAAAAAGAGGCACUAAAAGCCCCAAAGAGCUGCAUGGGCAACCCUGUGGUUAGUGGAAAUAUCUUAAGGGUACUGCUUCCAUAUAAAAUUACAAGUCAUAGCCUUAUAUUGUAGCCAGAGGUACUGUGAUAGAUGACAAUCAGAUGAAACUAGUAGCAGGUACUGUACUAUUCCAAGUUGCUGUAAAUUAGGGUAUAAUUUAAAUGCACAUCGAUAGAGCUGUAGGCCCUGUAUGAGGGACUCAAGCCUUGAAAGUUGAACGUUUCUGGUGAUCUGUGUGUUGAUGUUCAAAUCAGGCAAAAGAUAAAGGGAAAGCUUGAGAAAAUUAUUAUGCCCCCCCCCAUCUCUUAAAAAAAUGUUUUAAAGUGAUCUUGAAUGGGAAUGAGGGUUUUAUAGUUUGCCUUAUACAUGAAUAUAUUGAACCUUAUUUUUGA
Oncorhynchus masou masou (cherry salmon) is the source of this 2683-nucleotide messenger RNA. It is a transcript of the gene fam234a, whose product is annotated as family with sequence similarity 234 member A. NCBI's taxonomy places the organism in Eukaryota, Metazoa, Chordata, Actinopteri, Salmoniformes, Salmonidae. Bases 172 to 1809 code for a protein of 545 amino acids. The record is from RefSeq and is a predicted model, not a curated record. The transcript is spliced from 12 exons.